Messenger RNA from Lineus longissimus, 4609 nucleotides. Its product is annotated as structural maintenance of chromosomes protein 2-like. Gene Ontology annotation, cellular component: chromosome. Lineage: Eukaryota; Metazoa; Nemertea; Pilidiophora; Heteronemertea; Lineidae. The record is from RefSeq and is a predicted model, not a curated record. The coding region runs from base 363 to 4016 and encodes 1217 amino acids. The transcript has 22 exons. Gene Ontology annotation, biological process: chromosome organization. Gene Ontology annotation, molecular function: ATP binding; protein binding; ATP hydrolysis activity.
GAUAUGAAAAGAUUUCUAAGUCCCAAUAUUUUUUCACUUGCUUUUUUCUGCUCAAAAUGAAGAAACAUCAUCAGCCCCAAAAAGGUUUUGGCUUUGAAAAUUGGGGGUAAUUUCUCAAUCCCCAACAAAAAGUCCAAAGGAGCGAAACGACUUCAAUUUGGAGCAAAUCGACUGGGGGCGAAAAGGUUGGGGAGCGAAACAACCGCGAUUCCUUCCUAUGCUGCGUGUAACGAAUCCAGCGGGAUUUUUGGAAUUGGAAGAAUUAUAAAAACAAAUUGGCAGAAAGUGUGAUUUGCACAAGUUUCGAAUUCCCGAUUGAUUCAAAAACUGCUUAAGAUACCAGAUCGUAUAUAAAGUCAACAAUGUAUAUAAAGUCCAUCGUCAUCGAUGGUUUCAAGUCGUACGCACACCGUACUGAAGUGAAUGGUUUUGAUCCAAUGUUCAAUGCAAUCACUGGAUUGAAUGGAAGUGGAAAAUCAAACAUUCUUGAUUCAAUAUGCUUUUUGCUUGGCAUCACAAAUCUUUCCCAGGUCCGAGCUACCAACCUUCAGGAAUUGGUGUACAAAAGUGGCCAAGCUGGUGUUACCAAAGCUACUGUCAGCAUUACAUUUGAUAAUAUGGACCGGAAGCAGAGCCCACUUGGAUAUGAGCAAUAUGAUGAAAUUACCGUCACUCGACAGGUUGUAAUUGGUGGUAAGAACAAAUACCUCAUCAACGGAAGCAACGCCAACAACACACGGGUACAGGAUCUCUUUCGCUCUGUCCAACUUAACGUCAACAACCCACAUUUCCUGAUCAUGCAGGGCAGAAUCACCAAAGUGCUCAACAUGAAGCCUCCAGAAAUUUUGUCUAUGAUUGAAGAAGCUGCCGGUACCAGGUUGUAUGAGAGCAAGAAAGAAUCUGCCCAGCGGACCAUUGAGAAGAAAGAUGCAAAGCUAAAGGAAAUAGACACAAUUUUGCGUGAGGAGAUUGCACCAACACUUACCAAGCUGAAGGAGGAGCGAUCCAGUUAUCUGGAAUACCAGAAGAUUCUGAGGGAAAUUGAUCAUCUUAAUAAGCUGCAUGUUGCUUAUCAGUUUGUUUGUGCAGAGGAAACUAAACAGAAGUCUGCUGGUGACCUGGUGACGAUGAGGGGGAACAUAAAGACACUGGAGAAAACCAAGAUAGAGAAUGAUAAAAGGAUCGAAGAUAUAACAAAGAUAAUUGAUGAAAUGGAGCACAAGAGAGAUGUGGAAGCAGGAGGUGCUAUGGAAAAUUUGGAGGUUCUGCUGAAAGAACGACAGACGGCUGAUGCGAAAGCUCAGAGUAACUUGGAACACAAGAGCAAUGCAAUCAAAGGUGAACAGAAAAAGAAGAAGGAGUUGAAAAAACAAAAAGAUGAUGACAAGAAAGCUCUUGAAAAGCAACAGAAAGAGCAAGAGAAACACCGCGCAAAUUUUGAGAAGCUUCAGAAUGAGAGUCAGCAAGACCAAGAGAGUUAUACUGCUGCCCAGAAACACUUCCAUGCUGUUAGCUCUGGCUUGUCCAGCAAUGCUGAUGGGGAGGACGCCACAUUGAAUGGUCAGCUCAUUGGUGCCAAGCAGGCCAUCAGCACGGCAGAAACUGCAACCAAGCAAGCACAGAUGAAGCUGAAACACAACGAGAAAGAGAUCAAGAAGAAACAAGGCGAACUGAAGAAGACUGAGCAGGGUUACAAGAAAGAUCAACAGGCUCAUGAAGCGAUCAAGGCCACCAUUCAAAAGCUUGAGGCUGAACUGCAGAAAUUGAACUUUGAAGAAGGCAAAGAGAAAACACUGUCAGAGCAGAGACGAGCUUUGACCAGAGAGGUUCAGAUGCUGAGGGAGAGGAGGGACACCAUGGAGGCCAGAUUCCCCCAGCUUCAGUUCUCCUAUAAGGAUCCAGAGAAGAACUUUGACCGUAGGAAGGUGCAGGGAUUGGUUGCCAGGCUGAUAAAAAUGAAGAAGUCGGAGGCUGCUACAGCAAUUGAGGUGGCAGCUGGGGGAAGGUUGUACCAAUUGGUAGUAAGUGACGAAGUGACUAGCAAGAAACUGAUCAACCACGGUGAAUUGAAGAGGAGGUACACCAUCAUUCCACUCAAUAAGAUAUAUGCUCGCAGCAUUGAUACACAGGUGGUGAAAAGGGCAGAGAAUCUGGUUGGUCCAGACAAUGUGCAGACAGCACUGUCACUGGUUGGCUAUGACAAAGAACUUCAAAAAGCAAUGGAGUUCGUCUUUGGUUCUCAUUUCGUCUGCCCUACCAUGGAGAUUGGCAAAAAAGUGGCGUUUGAAGAAGGCAUCAAGAAGAAGACAGUCACACUUUCUGGUGAGGUUUUUGAUCCUGCUGGGACACUGACAGGAGGUUCCAGGCCUCAGGCUGCCAACUCUGUCCUGAAUCAGCUGGAUGGACUAAGGGAAGUUGAGACAUCCUUGAACGAGAAACAAUCACAGCUGCAACAAGUUGAAAGAGAACUCGAAUCCAUUUCCAGGAUGGCAGAAAAAUACAACCAGGUGAAAGGACAGUUUGAUUUGAAAGUUCACGAGGCCAGUCUGGUUGAUGAAAGACUGAAGCAGAGCACCCAUCAUCAACAGCUUGAGGAGAUCAAUGAAUUACAGAAAUCACUUGAUGAACAAGAGGUGAUUCUAAAAGAAGCAGAAGACACAUUAAAGAAGGAGGCAGAACGUGUAAAGGACUUGGAGUACAAGGUGAAGAACGCCAAGGCGCUCCGGGAACAGGAGCUCAAGAAUGCCGAACUAGAAAUGAACAAGGCGAAGAAGAAAGCAGAAGAGUCAAAGAAGAAAAUGAAAGAGAAGGAGCAGGUGUUUGACACUUUGAAACUUGAAGCUGAAGAGUUGAAUAAAGAGAUCAAGAACUGUGAGGAACAGUUCAAUGCCAUCAAUGAAGCUAUCGCAGGGUAUGAAGAACAGUGUACAGAACUAGCCCAGAUUGCUGCCGAGACAAAGGAAGCAGUCAAGCUGGCCCAUGCAGAGUUGAAUGACCAGAAGGAACUAAUUAAGACGCAGAAUCGUGAGAUAAACGAAAAGGCGGGCGAGGUGAAGAAAAUGAUGAAGGCGAAUCACAACAACCUCAUGCAGAUUGAAGAACUCAAGUCAAAGGUGUCAAAGUUUGAGAAGGAAUCUUCUGAUGCUGAGAAACAGGUCAAUAUUUUAGUCCAGAAAUACCCCUGGAUUUUCGAUGAGAAGAAAUACUUCGGCCAAGCAAACACUGCUUACGACUUCAAGGUGAACAAUCCCAAGGAGGCUGCCCAGCGCCUAAACAAACUUGUUGACUCUCGGGAGAAGUUGUCGCGAAGUGUGAACAUGCGGGCCAUGAACAUGUUAGGAAAGGCAGAGGAACAGUACAAUGAUCUGAUGAAGAAACGAGCCAUCGUCCUGAAUGACAAGUCAAAGAUUGCCAAAGUCAUCACAGAGAUGGAUAAGAAGAAGAAUGAAGCGCUUCAAAAAGCUUAUGAACAAGUCAACAAGGAUUUUGGCUCCAUAUUCUCGACCCUUCUGCCUGGAACCAAUGCUAAACUGACCCCACCAGAAGGGCAGUCAGUUCUGAGCGGCCUAGAAGUCAAGGUGGCCUUUGGUGAUGUGUGGAAGGAGUCACUUGGUGAACUCAGUGGAGGACAGAGGUCCCUUGUUGCCUUGUCCCUGAUCCUCUCAUUACUGCUCUUCAAGCCUGCCCCUCUUUAUAUCCUGGAUGAGGUGGAUGCGGCAUUGGAUCUCUCACAUACACAGAACAUUGGCCAGAUGUUACGCACGCACUUUAGACACUCACAGUUUAUUGUGGUAUCUCUCAAGGAUGGUAUGUUCAACAAUGCAAAUGUGCUUUUCAAGACCAAAUUUGUUGAUGGUGUUUCCACAGUAACCCGUUACGUUCAGAACCAGGCGUCGCGAGGACAGAGCACAAGUACAAGCAUCAAUAAGGAAAAUCGCACCAAAGGAGGAAAAGCGACGUCGAAGAGGCCGAGGAUGGGAGAGGGUGGCGAUUCGUUGAGCAGUUUGACAUCGUGAUUGAAUUAAAGUUGGACAUUCUGUCUGGAGAGGAUUGGAGAGAUUGGUUUCGUUGAGCAGUGUCACAUCAUGAUUGAACUGAAGUUGGACAUUUUGUUGGCUCAUGACAGGAAGGAAUCGUGGUUCAAUGAGCAGUGUCUCAUCAUGAUUGAACUAAAGUUGGACAUUUCGUUGGCCAAGGAUCGUUGAGCAGUAGGAGAAACUGUAGACCGUAGAUAGAAUUCUGUCAUAUAAUCUACCAUGUGUAUAUUAUACUUAUUUUGUUCGCAUUUGUAAAUAGUUCUUUUUCACGAUGAUCAAUGAUUAUAAAUCUAUAUUGUGCAAUAUGUAUGAUGAGCACAUUUCCUCUAGAUCGUAUCGGUGGACUGACAGAGUUUGGAUAAAAUGUUGAUUGUGUGAGAAUAACUUUCACUUAAUCCCAUGUUCAGUGUUUUCACCAUACAGCAUGACUGCUCCUCCUAUAUGGCUCCUGCCCAUAGUCUUUAAAGAAAAAUUCGGAGGGUUGUAUCUAAAAAUUUGAGGUUUCUGAACAGUCACUAUUGGACUGUUAAGCCUUGUCCUGUCUGAAUUUUCAUGAUAUCAUUAUAUUGAAU